Messenger RNA from Notothenia coriiceps (black rockcod), 1663 nucleotides. RefSeq names its product GTPase IMAP family member 7-like. Lineage: Eukaryota; Metazoa; Chordata; Actinopteri; Perciformes; Nototheniidae. The record is from RefSeq and is a predicted model, not a curated record. The transcript has 2 exons. Bases 125 to 1174 code for a protein of 349 amino acids. Gene Ontology annotation, molecular function: GTP binding.
GGUAGAAGAAAAAAAAGUUAAAGCAAGAGGUGAGUCAGAGUGAGAGAACAAACGAAAAGCUCACAGUGGAGACGUGUCCCGGAUCGCAGUCUUUUCUUUUGCUAAUAAUUCUUCCUUUGACAGCAUGGAAGUGCCAAACACAACGAGGAUUGUGCUGCUCGGAAAAACUGGAGUCGGAAAGAGCAGCCUUGCUAACAUCAUUUUGGGAGAAGCCAAAUUCAAAAUUGACCAUUGUAAUGACUCAAAAAUAAAAUCUUCUUCAGCAGAAACCAAAUCCAUCGAUGGACGAAGCAUCACUUUGAUCGACACUCCUGGUUUCUUCGAUGCAGGAAAGUCUGAGGAGGAGAUGAAGCCAGAGAUGGUGCGGUGUCUCACAGAGUGCGCGCCUGGGCCCCAUGCUAUUCUCAUUCUGCUCAAAGUGGAGAAAUUCACAGAGCAGGAGAGGGCUGUGAUCACUCAAAUGUUUCAGUAUUUCUCUGAAGACGCGCUCAAACACACCGUAAUUGUCUUCACUCAUGGCGACCAGCUCCCCGAAGGAAAGAAAAUAGAGGAGUACGUAGAGCAAAGUGAAGGCCUGAGCGAUCUGGUGACCAGGUGCGGAGGCCGGUGCCACGUCUUUGACAGUAAAUACUGGAAGACCAAUGAAGGGGACGAGUAUAGAAGUAACCAGUUCCAGGUGGCAGAGCUACUCAAGACUAUAGAUAUUAUAGUGAUGGAAAACAGUUCAGGCUACUACACAGACGAAGCUAUACAAGAGAUAGAGAGAGAAAUACAGAAAGAAGAAAGGCAAAUUAGACAAGCAUCAGGAAACAUGCAACAGGAAGAGAUCAGAAAACAGGCCAAAAGCAACUACUUAAAGAAGCAAGUGGACAGAGCACCUCGAACAUGGUUUAGAGGUUUUAUUCGAUACGCAGUUAUAGCUGGAAUACUUGCAACUAUCUCAGCUGUGUUGAUCAAUUCCAAAAUGUUUAAGAUAUUUAGGGUAGCACCACAGGCUAUCGAAGUCCCAGCACCCCCACUGACAGAGGUGGUGACAGUAAACAAUGGCGCAGGUUCCAAUUCUCUCCCUGCCAGUCCAGUGGUAGAGGUAAUACAAAGUGCAUUUGAGUAUUUUAUGGAGAAAUACAAUGCUUUGUAUGAAAGAACGUACAAUCCUUGGAAUCCAUUUGAAUGAACACCAAGGCAGAAUCAAAUGAAAAUCAGCAGAAGAGAUUGUCAUUGAUGUAUAGUAGUCACAUCCAUAAGAUUUAGUAACUUAAGGUUGAAUUAAUUUGUCUAUUUUAUAUCUUACCUUGUGAUGGUGCUUGCGUCUUUGCUUUACAUUUUGGGCUCGUUCCUUUCAACUGAAAAGAUAAUUACUUUAUAACUUGUUUUGAUAUACUGAGAAGGAGUAGCAAACUUUUAGAAAAUGUCAAAUACAUGGAAAUGUAUAUUUUCCUUACUCAGUUAAACUUAUUAUCUUAAAUCUACAAGUUGUUGUCAUGGGUCAUGACUUUUAGAAUACGUCAUCUAUACUGUUUUUUGAUGUGUCUGUUGUGAGUCCACAAAAUGUACGGUUGUGAAAUACAAAAUCAAUCUGUACCCUUUAAUAAUGAUUAUGUAUUUUUUGAAUAUGUACUUUGUUUAAAAUGUUUUAUGUAACAAUAAACAGCUGAUUGGUAAA